Glossina fuscipes is the source of this 1493-nucleotide messenger RNA. RefSeq lists its product as uncharacterized. The transcript is spliced from 2 exons. The record is from RefSeq and is a predicted model, not a curated record. Bases 647 to 1054 code for a protein of 135 amino acids. Lineage: Eukaryota; Metazoa; Arthropoda; Insecta; Diptera; Glossinidae.
CGUGUAAAUAAAACAAUACCGUUGUUUUCACUGUUUGUGACUCUGACUUUGUUUGGACUUCGGCCAAUUGCUUUUACAGCUUUUUCCCUUGAUGCAGCGAUUGCGACUAUUGCUUAAAAACUUUAAUACUCAGUUUUUAUUCAGAAGUGGUACUAUAAGCAACUUAAAGUCAAUUGUAGGAGAAGAUUUUUGAUAGAUAAAAAUAAAGAUUUCAAGAAAGCAAAAGAAACGUUUAAUAACGAAAAAGUAAACAUUUAAUAGCUAUUGCUCAAUUACUAUAAUAAGCAAAGCAAACAAUUAAGUUGGAUUAUAAUGUGAAAUGCGAACCAAGUCGGGCAUAAGUUGAAAAGUGAGAGUGUUUGCCAACAACAAAAACCACUUGACUAUUUAAAGUACGAUUUAUCCAUUUUGGAGACGUUGGGAGAGAAAAAAAGAGAGAGUGAGUGAGUGGGAGAGACAAAUGCAAAAUAAUUUCUUGGCGCAAUUUGCUUCCGAGACUUACAUUUGGAUAACUUCAUCCGAUAAUUUGACAUAUUUACUCGAAUCGUAAUUUUAUUGCAUCUGCUACGUAAUAAUUAAUUUAUGGUCAAUGUUCAUAUUUAAAUAAAUAACUGCUGAAUGUUUCUUAAAAAACAAAGCAGUCGUGAUGGUGCAACAUUCAGCUUAUUCUUCUUUGAGCUUCUUAAUUCUGUGUUUUGCUUACCGCACAGAUUCCCGUUUGGGAUUUGGUUUUCGCCUUGGAGAACAUGCGGAUUUUCAAAUCUUACUUGAAUUGGGACCGCAAAAAGAAACCCGUCCUCUAGGGGAUCAAGACUCAACGGAUGGUUCGGCCUUUAACAAGCGUCAUGUGAAUAAAAAACAACAAGAGGAUAUACUACGAGAAAAAUCGAUCACUGAAAAACGGCCGGCAACUUGGUUGGAGAAAUGGACAAAGGAGAGUGAAAAUAAAAAUACAGAUGGUACAAGACAUUCACAAAUAUUGCCCCAGAAACCAGUUCUACCAGACAAAGUAAUGAAACAAUUGAAAAUGCUACACAAAAUGGCCACCGCAUAAAUAAUAUUUCAUCCAUGUGAAUGCAUUGCAAGGAAAAUUAAAAUCUUUAAAACAAAAUAAAAUAAUUAGACAAUCAAAAGAAAAGGCGCCUACAUCCGGCUGCAAUGUCCAUCAUCACCAAAAUUAUAGCUUGCGUUGAAAGGAAAAGCCGUUAGUAGUUUGUGAACAAAAUGCCAUAGAUGUUUACAGAUAAAAGACAGCCCUAACUGCACUAGUAUUAUGAACAUUAUUCCCACAAUGUAAAAUAUAGUAAAGCUGAAGACUAUAUAAGAUGCCUUGUUCUAUUUAUUUAUAAUUUCUGGAUCAAACUGCGGGCUUUCCAUUUUGGUUGAUUUUUGGACAUGACGUAAUCGACUACGCAAUAUUCAUGACUAUGAACAACACUCGAUACUACACAAACGAUCGUUUUACUCAAUAUAACUUUAUUACAUUUUCUCUU